This is a messenger RNA of Aspergillus terreus NIH2624, 819 nucleotides long. RefSeq lists its product as uncharacterized. The coding region runs from base 1 to 819 and encodes 272 amino acids. The transcript has a single exon. NCBI's taxonomy places the organism in Eukaryota, Fungi, Ascomycota, Eurotiomycetes, Eurotiales, Aspergillaceae. The record is from RefSeq and is a predicted model, not a curated record.
AUGGCUUCGUCAGACCACUCAGCAAGCUCCCACGAAAAAGCAUUAGCGGCGCUGGCGAGACUACAAUCCAAACGCAAUUUACCGCGGAAUCCGUCUAAGCGUACUCCUCAUAGAGACUCUCGCGCUAACACUGCUGAUCGCAUCGAGAAAGCCCUAAAAGAGGCUGGCCUGCACACCUGGGGCUUCCCUAUCUAUCGAUGCACCUAUCAAAACGACUCGGACUGGGCCGAGUUUUUACGUCGAUACCGAUGGCAUGUCUCCGACGCGCUCCAGUGCUAUAAUGGUCUAGACAUGCUCGAUAGCUUUCAGACGACUGUCUUCGAGGAUCGAGCCCUUUUCGAAGGCGCGAGCACGGCGACCAUCCGUGAGCAUUUCCAGAAAUGGGCCGUUACUGCUAUCCAGGAAGACGGUGGAUCGCCGGAUUUGAUUCGCUACUGGAAUAUUCGAGUGGCGCGUUAUCGGUACUGCCUUUUUGUGGAUCAAGAGUCCUUGCAAAGUGUCCUUCAGGCACCAAUUGACGACUGUCUUAAUAAAUAUGCAUAUGUUAAUAUGCUGAAGGGGUGGUGGAAACCUGAGUCUAUUGACGAUUACAUGCCGGAAGACUUUGAAGACCUAGAUCGGCCUGAGGACAUACUGGACGAUAGUUAUGAUCCUGUCGAAGGGUGCACUGUAAAGGAUGUUGGGUGGAUGAAGGUUGCUUUAUGUGACGCAGGGCUGCAAGGGUAUGAAAGGAUGGGUGAUGAUGAUGAGUGGGAAAGAGUAUAUGAGCGUCCUCCUGAGAUUUGUUACUAUAUCUCCAAUGUGCUUGAUCGGCGAUAG